AUGGACAUGGACGCCAAGAAGCCUUAUGCAGUAGCAGUAAUCAUACAAGUCAUAUACACGGGUAUAUUUGUAAUCCUCAAGGCCGCCUUCAACCAGGGGUUUAAUACCUUUGUGUUCGUCUUCUACAGCCAGGCAGCUGCAUGUCACUUGCUGCUUCCUAUUGCGCUUCUUCGUGAAAGGAGAAACGUGAAGUCCAUGUCGUUUAGGUUGCUGUCGAAGCUUUUCUUUUGUGCCUUAAUUGGAAAUACGUUUAGCAUAAAUGUUUUGAAUGUAGCACUUAGGUACACAUCAGCAACCGUGCAAUCCGCAAUAAGCAAUGCCAAACCUGUUGUUACCUUCUGCUUGGCCUUGCUAUUAAGGAUGGAGGUGGUAAAGCUGAGGAGCCAGCAUGGCAUAGCCAAGGUGACUGGCGUUGCCCUCUGCCUUGCCGGAGUCUUCGUCAUCGCCUUCUUUACGGGGCCGGCCUUAAGCCCUGUAAACCAUCACCGUGCCUUCCACACCGGUCACGCUUCAUCAGAUCCGACGAGUCGGGUGACAUGGAUCAAAGGGACGUUCCUGAAGCUCCUCGGCGACACGGCAUGGUCUCUGUGGAUCAUCUUUCAGGCAGCGCUGCUGAAGGAGUACCCGAACAAGAUGCUUGUGACCGUGACACAGUGCGUCUUCAGCACAGUGCAGUCUUUCGUUGUGGCAGCCGUGGCCGAGCGUGACAUGUCCAAGUGGAAGCUUGGGCUAGACAUGAGCCUGCUUGCCGUCGUAUACAAUGUGUGA
Molecule: messenger RNA, 768 nt
Organism: Miscanthus lutarioriparius
Lineage: Eukaryota; Viridiplantae; Streptophyta; Magnoliopsida; Poales; Poaceae
Source: the annotation of a GenBank genome assembly